AUGUCCUCCACAAGGACGGCGCGAGAUCUCCGCGAACCGAGAUCGGAGCGCUUCCGCGCCAAAGUCCGUGGAGCACGAGCUUCCUUGACAUGCAGAAACCUCAAAAAUUGGAUCUUCAACUUUUUACCAAUUCUAAAAUGGCUGCCGCAAUACGACUGGCGCCACUCGUUCUUCGGCGAUAUCAGCGGUGGGCUGACGAUGGCCGUGUUUUGUGUGCCGCAAGGUAUCGCUCUGGCAGGCAUCACCGGCGUUGAGCCGGUCUACGGAUUGUAUACAGCCAUUUUUCCUUCUUUUCUAUACAUCUUCUUUGGGACGUCAAAGCACAACGCCUUGGGUGGUUUUGCUGUACUUUCUCUGAUGACACACUCGGCCAUUGAAAAAGUCGUCCAAUCAACCGCGGUACCGUACAACACUACAGAAUACAGGAAUCGGACGGUAUUUCCGAGUUUUGAAAACAUGACAGAAGCCGGCCUGGAACUCACCGGAAAUGAAACGGAAUUCCUGAACGCUACUUUUUACGAUGACCCAGCGCUGCUGAAUCUUACCUUAAACGGCUCCUCAUUUAUCGAAGAAGUCACAAAAGUCGAGUGGACGAAUGGAUUUCGGCCUACGCAGCCAAUCGUAGUCGCUACUACGGUGUUAUUCUUGGCGGGACUUAGCCAGAUUUUAAUGGGCGUCCUCGGACUCCACUACUUUUUCAGAUGCUACUUUUCCGAGCAAGUAAUGUCCGGCUUCAUCGUGGGUGGCUGCGUCCACGUCGUAUUUUCACAACUCGGCGAUGCACUUGGAAUUAAGCUGCCCAAGCGUAAUGGUCCCGGAUACCUUUACUAUCGCCUCCUCGACCUCAUCGAGCUCUUCCCGACCCUUCAUAUGCCUACGACGUGUAUUUCUGUCCUCUCCGCCUUGUUCCUACUCAUCGGAAAGGAAAAGCUGACCCCGUGGCUGGCCGAAGUUUUCAUGUUUCCGGUGCCCUACGAGUUGAUUUUGGUAAUCGUCGGAAUUACGGCUACAAACUUUGCCGAGUUGGCGAGGAGAUACCAAGUGCAAGUGGUUGGCAAUAUUCCGACGCAUUUCCCUCCACCAUCACCUCCUCGCCUCGACCUUGUCCCCUCUAUUUUACAUCACUCCUUCGGCAUCGCCUUGGCUGCGACCGCCAUCCACCUUACCGUAGCCAAGGUCGUCGAGAAGCGCUACAAAUACAAGAUUGACUAUGCACAGGAGCUCUACGCCCUCGGCUUUACCUCACUGCUCUCAUCCCUAUUUCCGGUCUUCCCCUUCACAUCGGGAUUCGCAAGAUCCGUGAUCGGAGCGGCGGUGGGGAGCAGUACGCAGCUAACCUGCUUCUUCUCGUCGGUUGCUCUCCUAUCGGUUAUCCUCUACAUUGGAACGGCCUUGGAAUACUUGCCACAAUGCAUUCUGGCUACUAUGAUCAUCCUCUCCCAAAAACUCAUCUUCGCCAAGUUCGACGAGCUGAAGGAGCUGUGGCCCGUUUUCAAAUACGAUUUUGCUAUCUGGAUCGUCUCCAUGCUAUUCACGAUCUGCUGGGACAUUGCCGAGGGAAUUUUGUUGUCUGUCGGGUUCGCGGUGCUCACUACUGUAAUAAGGAGCCAGAAACCUCGCUGGCAUUACCUUAUUGCCAGUGCCGAUGGAGCGUUCAGGGAAACGAAGCGAAAAGAACUAGAAAUGGUCAGCGGAGAACCGUGCAUAAUUCGGAUGAACGCUCCGCUAAUUUUUACCAGUGUUGAUCGCUUUGAAGUGGCCAUCUGGGAAGGCGUGAAAAAGUGGGAGCGGACAAAAUCGCUGCAACCCGUCAGAUCGAGCCAAAAUGAAGAUGGUUGCGUGAAUUUGGAUACGCUAAUUGACACGGCCCAAGCCAGCCGGGACCGAAAACCGGAUCGAAAACCCCCGGCUCAACGCUGCAGCCUGGUGAUCGAUUGCUCAGGAUUUCCAUAUGUCGACUAUCUCGGGAUGGCGACCCUCAAAUCGGUAUACGCCGACUUGACAUCCGCCGGGGUCGAGACCUGCUUUGCGGCGCCACAUCGCUAUCUCCAAGAAAUGUUCGAGAACACCAACUUCUACGAGGCGGUCGGCGAGCAGCGCGUCAAAGAUACCGUACACCAGGCGGUCGCUUUUCUCGGCGAUUUGGAGAAAGGACGCGAAGAUGCCCCACCUCCCGACUAUGAAAUUGCAAAGGAAAAACGCGAAAAGGCCGCA
Messenger RNA from Mesorhabditis spiculigera, 2214 nucleotides. Lineage: Eukaryota; Metazoa; Nematoda; Chromadorea; Rhabditida; Rhabditidae. The record is from the annotation of a GenBank genome assembly.